Messenger RNA from Fragaria vesca subsp. vesca, 2066 nucleotides. Its product is annotated as folylpolyglutamate synthase-like. Gene Ontology annotation, cellular component: cytosol; mitochondrion; cytoplasm. Gene Ontology annotation, biological process: tetrahydrofolylpolyglutamate biosynthetic process. Bases 137 to 1744 code for a protein of 535 amino acids. Gene Ontology annotation, molecular function: tetrahydrofolylpolyglutamate synthase activity; ATP binding. The record is from RefSeq and is a predicted model, not a curated record. Lineage: Eukaryota; Viridiplantae; Streptophyta; Magnoliopsida; Rosales; Rosaceae. The transcript is spliced from 16 exons.
AGAGAGAGUAGCGGUAGUAGCUCAUCCCUCUUGUUUGUUUCUUAAGCUUCCAACCCUCCAUUCCCAAUCCCCUAAUCCUUUUCAUUUCAAAUCCCAUAAAACCCAAAUCAUCAUCUCCACACCAAACUCAGUCGCCAUGGUUCAAGACGGCGACGGCUCUUCGGCUCCGUCGCAGACUCCAUACGAGGCGGCAUUGGAGGCGCUCUCGUCGCUGAUCACGAAACGCAGCCGCGCCGAUACGAGCAACAAAGGCGGCGGCUUCGAUGUGCUCUUCGACUAUCUCAGAAUUCUGGAAUUGGAGGAGCCGAUUGCGCAGAUGAAGAUCAUUCAUGUGGCUGGCACCAAAGGAAAGGGAUCCACAUGCACCUUCUCUGAGUCAAUACUACGGCAUUGUGGCUUCCGCACUGGACUUUUCACAUCUCCUCAUCUGAUUGAUGUGCGAGAAAGAUUUCGUUUGGAUGGAGUGGACAUCAGCGAAGAGAAAUUCUUGGAGUAUUUCUGGUGGUCUUUUAAUAGACUAAAGGAAAAAGCUACUGAUGAUAUACCAAUGCCUACCUACUUUCGCUUCCUUGCCUUACUUGCUUUCAAGAUAUUUGCAGGGGAGAAGGUAGAUGUUGCUAUUUUGGAAGUCGGUUUAGGUGGAAAGUUUGACGCAACAAAUGUGGUUCAGGCACCUGUUGUUUGUGGUAUAGCAUCCCUUGGAUAUGAUCAUAUGGAGAUUCUUGGAUAUACCCUGGGAGCAAUUGCUGGGGAGAAGGCUGGAAUCUUCAAGCAAGGAGUUCCUGCUUUCACUGUGCCUCAACCUGAUGAAGCAAUGCGGGUUCUUGAAGAGAAAGCUUCUCUGUUGAAUGUACCUCUUCAAACAGUGCAACCAGUGAAUGCUAAUUUGCUGAAUGGCUUAAAACUUGGGCUUGAAGGUGAGCACCAAUAUGUUAAUGCUGGCCUUGCUGUUGCACUAUGCUCUACAUGGCUUCAAAGGACUGGUCAUCUUGGUAUUACUCACCAGGGAAACACAACCUCUCUGCCGGAGCAGUUUAUAAAAGGACUAACGGCUACUGUCAGUUUACAAGGCCGAGCUCAAAUUGUUCCAGAUGACUAUACGAACAAUGACAGCCCAGGAGAUCUGACAUUCUAUUUAGAUGGUGCCCAUAGCCCCGAAAGCAUGGAGAUAUGUGCAAGAUGGUUUUCUCUUUCAACUAAAGAGAAUUCUCAGGAAAAGGUUCCGGAUUCAUCUAGGUCACAUGAUUUUGUACAAAGCCAUGCUGAUGUUAAAGCCAAGAAGAACUCACAGAUACUGCUGUUUAAUUGUAUGUCAGUGAGGGAUCCUCAAUUGCUUCUUCCGAACCUGAUGAAAACAUGUGCUAGUCAUGGUGUCUACUUCAAGAAGGCGCUAUUUGUACCAAACACAUCAGUGUAUCACAAGGUUGGUUCACAUUCCUUACCUCCCACUGAUCCUCAAGUUGAUUUGUCGUGGCAAUUCUCUCUUCAGAGAGUAUGGGAAAAUCUAAUGGGAAAUAAAGGAGUUGAUGAUAAGAUCCCAGAUACUCUUUCUGAAGAAUUAAGAGAUGAUAUGGAAAUGCCUGUCAAAAAUUGUGAAAAUAGUGCUGUUUUUUCCUCACUCCCAUCAGCUAUAAAGUGGCUCAGGGACAGUGUCCGGCAUAAUCAAUCUACUCGAUUUCAGGUCCUUGUAACUGGUUCGCUCCAUCUUGUUGGCGAUGUAUUGAGAUUAGUCAAGAAGGCAUAGUAGGAAGUGAAAGCAAAAUCUCAAUUUCUGCAUCUCCAUCUCAUUGCAAUUUGUUCUGGCAUUCAUGAGGCAUGGGAAAGGUGUCAAACUAUUUGAACUUCCUAGUGUCUCGUGUCAAAUUUGGACUCCCGUGCUUCUAUGGCGUGGUCUAAGUUGGAAUUUCCAAACAUGUGCAGUUUGAUCUUAGCAGUGGCUUGCAAUGAGGCAUUUUGUUUGAGUGUACUAUUUAUACACCCUGUAUUGCUACAACCAUAUGACCUCAUUCAUGUUACUGGCUUUCUGAUUCUUUAUGAGAUUAAAUGAAAGAAACGAUUGUUGUUGC